AUGUUCUCCCCCCUUCACAGUAUUAAAGCACUCCGUGAUAUCGAUACCCAGGAAGCUCGAGAUGAUUUCUUAAACGUUAUAAAUCGGUGGAUCCUCGAGUCAGUCUCUGUGGUGGCUCUGGACAAGCAGUUGGGACUGCUCAAAGAGUCGGUUGAUAACGACCAGGUUGUGUUACUUUUCAAGUACCUGGACGAUUUUUUUGAAUUAACAGCCGAUCUGGAGAUGAAGCCCUCCAUCUGGCGUUACGUUAAAACACCCAAGCUAAUGAAGCUAAUGAAGUCCCUAGAUGGCGUUCAAGAAAUAACUUCAGCGUAUGUAGACGAAGCUAUAGAGCGUCUAGAGAAAGAGGCCAAGGAGGGUGUUGUCCGCCCUGAGAGCGAGCAGAGUGUACUGGAAAAGCUGCUCAAGAUCGACAAAAAGGUGGCGACGGGUAUGGCCAUGGACAUGCUAAUGGCCGGAGUUGAUACCACCUCAAGUACCUUUACAGCGGCCUUGCUGUGCCUUGCCAAGAAUCCGGAGAAGCAGGCCGUACUCCGAGAAGAGGUGAUGAAGGUUCUACCCGAGAAGGACUCCGAAUUCACUGAGGCAUCGAUGAAGAACGUUCCCUAUCUACGUGCCUGCAUCAAAGAGUCACAACGGAUCUAUCCUUUGGUCAUCGGCAAUGGCCGAUUUCUCAAUCGGGACAGCAUUUUGAGCGGAUACCAAGUGCCAGCUGGUACCUGUGUGUCGAUGGUUCCCCUGAGCUUGCUAUCAAGCGAGGAGCACUUCCCCAAGGCUGCUGAGUUCCUGCCAGAACGUUGGAUUCGUAACGCCACAGACUCCAACGGGCAAUGCCCGGCAAAUGACUUGAAGCUGAAGAAUCCGUUUGUGUUCUUGCCCUUCGGGUUUGGACCCCGGAUGUGCGUUGGAAAGCGCAUCGUGGACAUGGAGCUCGAGCUGGGCAUCGCUCGACUCAUUCGGAACUUUAGCAUCGAGUUCAAUCAUCCCACGGAGAAUGCUUUCCGCUCCUCCCUGAUCAAUUUGCCCAACAGUAAACACAUU
Messenger RNA from Drosophila miranda, 1041 nucleotides. RefSeq names its product probable cytochrome P450 12a5, mitochondrial. The transcript has 2 exons. The annotation marks the transcript as partial. Gene Ontology annotation, molecular function: oxidoreductase activity, acting on paired donors, with incorporation or reduction of molecular oxygen; monooxygenase activity; iron ion binding. NCBI's taxonomy places the organism in Eukaryota, Metazoa, Arthropoda, Insecta, Diptera, Drosophilidae. The record is from RefSeq and is a predicted model, not a curated record.